Molecule: messenger RNA, 701 nt
Organism: Tribolium madens (black flour beetle)
Lineage: Eukaryota; Metazoa; Arthropoda; Insecta; Coleoptera; Tenebrionidae
Exons: 9
Coding region: 306-671 (121 amino acids)
Source: RefSeq, a predicted model, not a curated record
CGGAAUCGAGUCCCAAAAAUGCAGUUGGAACCAAGGCUAAAGAAGAGCCAAAGAAAGAAUCGACUCCUAAAAAUGCCGAUUCACCUAAGGUUAAAGCAGAGCCAAAAGGAGAAUCGAAUCUAACAAAUUUAGUUCAAUCCAAGGCUAAAGAAGAAGUGAAAGGAAAAGCGAGUCCAAAAAAUUUAGUUCUUCCUAGACUGAAACAGCUCGCUGAUAAAUUGGGUCCCGUAAAUAAUACAGUUCAACCCAGGGCGGGAUGCAGUUUUUUUAAUAUUGAUCCUUAUAUUGACCCCGGUCAGUACUUUAUGAUAAAACACGUAUCAUCAGGGUUGGUAUUGGACGCCAGAAGUUUUGAAGUUCAAAUGCAGGUACCUACACGAUCUAAAACUCAGUUAUGGAAACAACAAACGGCUGGACUUGGAAAGUUUUAUUUAGUUAAUCGUGCCAACGGAAAAGUUUUGGAUAUCAAUGAUGAAGGUAAACCUAACAAUAAACUAAUCACCUUCCCAAAACAUGGUGGACCGAAUCAGCAAUGGUUUAACAACUUCGGCCAACUUGCCAGUGACUAUAAAAAUGUUAUUAUUGCUGCUCAAGAUAAGGAUGUAAAAGCAGUUUCUAACUAUGGAACCUCUAACGAAAUGUUCACUUUUGUACUUGUUUGUUCAAAAUAAUAAUAUUAUUAAUUAUUAUAAUAAAUAUUA